AUGGCAUCGCUACAUAACCAAGGCUACUGGUCCAGAAACGACAUCCUGAGGUUAAUGGAACGCAUGGAGAAGAAUCUCCCACCCGAUGACAGCCAAGCAUUCAAAACAACCCAGGCAUGUCUGGACUGGGGGAAAGUAGCUUUUAACCGUUUUUCGGGAGAAAUGUGCAAACUCAAGUGGUUAGAAAUUUCUCACAAGUUGAGGAAGUACCGCACAUUGACCGAGUUAGUUGUUGAAGCCAAAGAACGAGUUGCAGAUCCCUACAGAAGCAAGGGAUACAAGAAACAUCCAGAUUACCCCAAAAGGCCUCUGACUGCUUACAUCCGCUUUUACAAGGACAAGUGGGCCCAGUACUCCCAAAUGUACCCUAAGCUCAACAACCAGGAGCUGACAAAGGUCCUGUCUGAGAAAUACAAGCAGCUCCCAGAGGACAUAAAACAGAUGUACAUUCAGGAUUUCCAGAAAGAGAAACAGGACUAUGAAGAAAAAGUGGCUCAAUUCAAGGAAGACCAUCCUCAUCUAGUCCAGAAUUCCAAGAAAUCUGGUGUCCUCAAGAGGCACCAGACCAAAGCCCCUAAAGAGUUGAAAGGAAAUGUGAGUAAUGUGAAGCCUGGUCUGGAAACUGAUGAACUUUCCAUGGAGGUGAAAUUUCCUGGUGAGCCCAAGAAACCACCCAUGAAUGCCUACCACAAAUUUCAUGAGGAAUCCUGGGCCAGUCGGGAACUGCAGCAUUUACCCCUGAGGGAGCGCAUGGUAGAGAUCAGCCGCCGCUGGCAACGUGUCCCACAGAGCAGGAAGGACAGUUACAAGAGCCAGGCUGAGGAGCUGCAGAGACAGUACUGGGUGGACCUGGAUCUCUGGCUCAAGACCUUGUCACCUGAGGAAUAUGCAGCUUACAGAGAGACUAAGGCAGCCUAUGGAAAGCGUAAGAACUGGAACGUGACAUCAGGCCCAAACCCCAAGUGCCAACGAAGAGAUGUGAGGCCCCCAAAUGACAAGGGUCUGCAAGAAGGGCUGGGAGAAGAACGGGGUCUGCAGCCUCCAGGGGCAGACUUGUCAGAGACCCUUCAGGUCCAGAGUGAUGGCUCACAGGGAUCAAAAGGGACUGUGCAGGAAGGAGUGAAGAGGACAAGGGGAGCAGCUCCUCAACUCCGGCAGUGGAGAUGA
Castor canadensis (American beaver) is the source of this 1167-nucleotide messenger RNA. RefSeq names its product upstream binding transcription factor like 1 (gene Ubtfl1). The record is from RefSeq and is a predicted model, not a curated record. NCBI's taxonomy places the organism in Eukaryota, Metazoa, Chordata, Mammalia, Rodentia, Castoridae.